This is a messenger RNA of Trachemys scripta elegans, 2572 nucleotides long. It is a transcript of the gene PIGQ, whose product is annotated as phosphatidylinositol glycan anchor biosynthesis class Q. Gene Ontology annotation, cellular component: endoplasmic reticulum; membrane. Gene Ontology annotation, biological process: GPI anchor biosynthetic process. NCBI's taxonomy places the organism in Eukaryota, Metazoa, Chordata, Testudines, Emydidae. The coding region runs from base 145 to 1875 and encodes 576 amino acids. The record is from RefSeq and is a predicted model, not a curated record. The transcript has 11 exons.
GGAACGGAAGACACGGAGUUCUCCGAGCGGCAGACCGCGUCUCCUAGCAACUCGCCAGCAACACCCGGAAGUGGCUUGAAUGUCACGAGGGUCCGGCCCGCUGUCUGUUUGACUGGGGUAUUACAUUCUUCCAGGAUUGCUGUCAUGGUUCUUAAGGUCUUUUUCCCCUCUUGCUGUGCCACAGCAGAAAGUGGCCUUUUGGUUGGCCGUUGGAUCCCAGAACAGAACUCUGCUGUUGUCCUCGCUGUGGUCCACUUCCCUUUUAUUCCUGGCCAGGUGAAGCAAUAUCUCUCUGAAGUCCAGCGGGUGACUCAGAUCAAUAUGUGUGUGCUGGGCUCAUGGAGUAACAGCAAACAGGAGAAGGAAGAGGUCCUGGACAAGUUCCUGGAAGAUCUCAGCACAAUCUUUUCCCAUGAGCCCUGGAUACAGCUCAGCAAAGAGAGAGACAGCAAGUUUUGGAGCUGCUGUAUCUUUCAGAAAUACCCUAGCAGCCCCAAGGAAGAUGAAUUCAUCUUAGUAUAUUAUGACCAGCGCAAAGUAAUGCUUUCACAGCUGCAUCCCACCGACAACCUGACCACAUCUGCUGAUCAUAAGGGAAAUGAUGCCUCAAAACUAGGUGCUGUGUUUGACACCGUUGCAAAGAGCAAGGUACUGUUCAUGACAGACAGAUACGAUGAUGGGCCCAUCAAGCUGACUCACUGGCAGUCAGAAGGAGUGGAAGCCAGUAUAAUCGUGGAACUGAUGAAGCAGGCUUCUGUGCCUGUGUGUAUGCUGCUGACAUUCCUGCUUUCGCUUGUCUCCAGUGUCUGUAAAAGCAGAGUGCUGAAGUUUUGGCCUUUGUCUUUCAUCUGGAGUAAACUCUCAACUUGUGAACAGUUGGGGCACCGACUGGAGCACCUCCAGAUCAUCAGCAGCAACAGGAAGGCUCAGAACCAGACCCAGCUAAUGAGGAAAGCCAAUAUCUUUGUUUCUCUCCUCAUUGACAUGGCUCUGGGAAUACUGCUAAUGUCCUGGCUGUACAGAGAGAAUCGGAUUGGUCAGCUUGCCGACACUCUCAUCCCAGUGGCUGAUCAUAUAGCCAAAGAGCUCCAGGACCUGCUUCAGUGGCUAAUGGGAGUGCCAGCCGGUUUAAAAAUGAACCGGGCUUUGGACCAGGUGUUGGGCCGGUUCUUCCUUUACCACAUUCAUCUGUGGAUUAGCUAUAUCCACCUGAUGUCUCCAUUCAUUGAGAUGAUCCUUUGGUAUGUUGGCCUGUCAGCCUGUCUGGGCCUGACUGUAGCGCUUUCCAUCCUCUCUGACAUCAUUGCACUCCUGACCUUCCAUAUCUACUGCUUCUAUGUCUAUGGAGCCAGGCUCUACUGCCUGAAGAUCUAUGGCUUGUCAUCUCUCUGGCGCCUGUUCCGCGGGAAGAAGUGGAAUGUCCUGAGACAGCGGGUGGAUUCCUGCUCCUAUGACUUGGAUCAGUUAUUCAUUGGCACUUUGUUAUUUACAAUCCUGCUAUUUCUUCUGCCCACGACUGCACUGUAUUACUUGGUGUUUACCUUGCUCCGUCUGCUGGUGGUGGUUGUGCAGGGCCUGAUCCAUCUGCUCGUGGACCUCAUUGACUCUCUGCCCCUUUAUUCAGUUAUCCUUCGGCUCUGCAGAUCCUACAGACUUGCAGCUAGCGUGAAGUUCAGAGUCCUUGAACAGAAGGCUGGAAAACCCCUUCGACUCUUAAUGCAGAUAAACCCUCUGUCCUAUGGCAGCGUGGUGCAGACCUACAGGCUCACAACCUAUGCUUGUUACCCUAAGGAUUCCUGGAGCUCUCUGUGCAAGAAGCUGUUUGUUGGAGAGCUGAUCUACCCUUGGAAGCAUAAAGGGGAGAAGCAGGACUAAAGGGAAGCAAACGAGCCAGGCCUGAAAGAAUGAGCCAAAAAACACCAUUCAAACCCACUCGCUGCUCCCAGGACCAGUGAGCCUGGACCCAGCAGCUGCUAGCUGGGACAAUGCUAUCAAAUCCUCUGUUGAGACUUUGGUAAUAUGCAAGGAGGGGCUGCAUUUUAAAUGGGAGUGUUUUUAUAUCAGUGGUUCUCAAACUUUUGUACUGGUGACCCCUUUCGCAUAGAAAGCCUCUGAGUGCGACCCUCCUUUAUAAAUUAAAAACACUUUUUAUAUAUUUAACACCAUUAUAAAUGCUGGAGACAAAAGGGGGCUUUGGGAUGGAGGAUGACAGCUCACGACCCCCCACAUAAGAAUCUUGUGACCCCCUGAGGGAUCCCGACACCCAGUUUGAGAAUCCCUGUUUUAUACAAUUUCCUUCAGCUUUCCCCUACCUAUAUGGCCCCACCCAGCUGACUUGGUUUCCAGGCUGUUCUCUGUUAAUGAAGUGUUAUUCCGCCCUAGAUUACACCGUUCCUGCCUGGCAGCAAUAGGGACUAGAGGUUUAACCCUUCAGUACCUCUCCACAGUAGCAUACCAUGUAAGCCAGGGAGUAGCUCCUGAUCAGCCUGAUGGUCUGUUAGUCUUUCCAUGCAAGUUCAUGGGGCCUGGGGCCUGAGGGUGAUUAAAGCCAAAACACUGAGGUGGAUUAUUA